UAAGGUCCAAUGAGCCCAUAAAGAAACUAGGGUUUGCAAUCUCCCUCAGCUUCUCGGAUCAUAAACUAAACUCCUCACCUCCCCCACACGCGCCUCUCUCACAGCCAGUACAGCAACGGAGAAGAGUGCUUGAGCUGUCAAAAUGGUGGCAUUCCGGUUUCACCAGUACCAGGUCGUGGGAAGAGCCUUGCCUACGGAGGCGGAGGAGCAUCCGAAGAUCUACCGGAUGAAGCUUUGGGCAACCAAUGAGGUUCGCGCCAAGUCUAAAUUCUGGUACUAUCUAAGGAAGCUUAAGAAGGUGAAGAAGAGCAAUGGACAGAUUUUGGCUAUCAAUGAGAUAUAUGAGAAGAACCCAACAACAAUCAAGAACUAUGGAAUCUGGCUGCGCUACCAAAGUAGAACUGGUUACCAUAACAUGUACAAGGAGUACCGUGACACCACCUUAAAUGGUGCGGUCGAACAAAUGUACACUGAAAUGGCUUCUCGCCACAGGGUUCGACAUCAUUGCAUCCAAAUCAUCAAGACAGCAACUGUUCCAGCUAAGCUGUGCAAAAGGGAGAGCAGCAAGCAAUUCCAUGACUCAAAAAUCAAAUUCCCCCUGGUGUUCAGGAAGGUGAGGCCACCGUCCAGGAAGCUCAAGACGACGUACAAAGCAUCAAGGCCCAACCUUUUUAUGUAGGAUGUUUUGUUCUCUGUUGGAGGGCCACCACAUUCUUACAGUUCUCUAUAAGUGCCUAUUCAGAAAGUUUAUUCUGACAAUUUUGCUACAUGCUUUAGGGUGUUCUUUUUUUUGGGUUCUCUUGAGACAUUGCUCUUUUCCCUUUGAUUACUACAAACAACUGCUUGAUUGCUUUAGUUUUUAGUUACGCCCAUAGUGCAUGAUCUUGUUGAAGCUUCCCAUUAUAAUAAUACUCUCCAUGGCCUUAAUUGCAA
Andrographis paniculata is the source of this 933-nucleotide messenger RNA. RefSeq names its product 60S ribosomal protein L18a-2. Gene Ontology annotation, cellular component: cytosolic large ribosomal subunit; ribosome. The record is from RefSeq and is a predicted model, not a curated record. The transcript is spliced from 4 exons. Bases 143 to 679 code for a protein of 178 amino acids. Gene Ontology annotation, molecular function: structural constituent of ribosome. NCBI's taxonomy places the organism in Eukaryota, Viridiplantae, Streptophyta, Magnoliopsida, Lamiales, Acanthaceae. Gene Ontology annotation, biological process: translation.